This is a messenger RNA of Jaculus jaculus (lesser Egyptian jerboa), 2385 nucleotides long. It is a transcript of the gene Ube2w, whose product is annotated as ubiquitin conjugating enzyme E2 W. The record is from RefSeq and is a predicted model, not a curated record. The transcript has 6 exons. Lineage: Eukaryota; Metazoa; Chordata; Mammalia; Rodentia; Dipodidae. Bases 2 to 475 code for a protein of 157 amino acids.
GAUGAUAGCCACAUGCUGGUACUGGGAGUUACAGAAACGACUACAGAAAGAACUGUUGGCUUUGCAAAAUGACCCACCUCCUGGGAUGACUUUAAAUGAAAAGAGUGUUCAGAAUUCAAUUACACAGUGGAUUGUAGACAUGGAAGGUGCACCAGGUACCUUAUAUGAAGGGGAAAAAUUUCAACUUCUAUUUAAGUUUAGUAGUCGAUAUCCUUUUGACUCUCCUCAGGUCAUGUUUACUGGUGAAAACAUUCCCGUUCAUCCUCAUGUUUAUAGCAAUGGUCAUAUCUGUUUAUCCAUUCUAACAGAAGACUGGUCCCCGGCGCUGUCAGUCCAGUCAGUUUGUCUUAGCAUUAUUAGCAUGCUUUCCAGCUGCAAAGAAAAGAGGCGACCACCAGAUAAUUCUUUUUAUGUGCGAACAUGUAACAAGAAUCCAAAGAAAACAAAAUGGUGGUAUCAUGAUGAUACUUGUUGAUGCCACUGUUAUCAUCCUCCUAGCAGAAGAUAGUCCUACUGAGAAAACGAGCACUUUGAUCAUUCAGUCUUUGAACUUUAACCUUUGACUGGAAGUGACCUAUAGGCAAUGAAGACUACUUCCUUUUACUGCAUUUUUUACUCGUGUGCAUUCUGGGCGCAUGUUGAUCGCUGGUUCAGUCCAGGCAACUGACAUGCUUUUAUUAGUCAUACAGUAUUAAUGCAGGUGUCAGGAAAUGUCAGAUACAAUUCCAUUUUUGUUUUAUUUCUAAGCUUUUGGAAGCGCUCCAGGCCCUUGUGUGCAAUAAGUGACUUCCCUGGUGGGCGGGGGAGCGUCCAUUGCCGGCAGUGGGCGCUGUCAUAGGAAGAGCUCACUAACUCCUGCCAUGGGUGAGCCAUGCAUGAUAGGGCCUAUGAAAUAGCGGUUAGUGAGGGAUCCAACUUCACCUUGAACGUCACCCCAACUGUUUAUAUUUGGAUUCUAUGCACUGUGAUCCUAAGGUUAACAGCAUGAAUUAACAUGCGUCUUUAAAGGACUGUAAAAGAUCAUUGCGUAUUUAUUUAAUUGUUUAUAUCUGCUGUCAAAUUGUUUUGACAUGGGAAGUUUUCAAAGAACAUUGGCAGAGAGGUACAAUAUGUUAUCCCUAUGGUGAAAAUAAAUUCAUUUGUUGUAUAUAGUUCUCAGUCUCUGGAGUUAAGGUAUGAGUAAUAUAGGGUAUGGAUGGUUUAACUAAGGCUUUAUUUUGGAAGUAAAAAAAAUUGGCAGUAAUGAGAAAGCUGCUGUAGUCUGUCAUUUGGGCCUGUUAUUUGUACAUUAAUGAUUUCACCCCAACUAGAUUACACUCUGUUACUUCCUGCUAGCCAUCAGCAUGAGCCCUACUGCCUAAACACUAUUUCAUUUAUUUAUGUUUGGAAAAUCCAUAGACAUUUUUGUUUGCAAUCUUGUUUCUUUUGUUAUGUUUUAAGUCAAGUUUGAAUGUUCAAAACUUCAGUUGCAAACUUUUUAUCAAGUUUUUUUCUUGUAAAUUUUCUUUACUUUGUAAGUAUCAUAUUGUCCUUCAGUCUUGUACCCUAAAAUAAGAAAUACAUUUUUGACAGAGGCUUAAUGUUUUAACAAGAGUGUGGACAUUUUUAUUUUAAGAUGUUGGCAAAAGGACACCAUAAGAUGGUAUGUUUGCUUAUUUGUCUUACAAACUAUACAGUCUUUACUGGAGGAAUUUGUUUUGUUUUCUUGUUGAUGAGACUUUGCCUACAGCUAAAGUUUUUCUAUUUAAAAGAACAAUUGUUGAAAGGUUCCAUUCUCAGUAUCAUGUACCAUGUAAAUUAAUGAUACUAUAACUAGGUUCUCUUUUUAAAAAGCAAUUAAUGUAUUUUAUAAAUUACCUUUUCACAUAUGCAAAAUCUGUUUCUACUACAAUGUUAUUUUUACUAAUGCCUUAUUGUUGCACUCUUUUUGAAAUAUUCUACAGUGAAUAUAUUAAUCAAUUUGGUCUUAAAAAUAAAAACCAAUUGGCUGAAAAGUCUGAAAUAUGUACCCCCAUAAAACCAUCCAACUGAUAAUUGGUAAGGAAUAUUUUAAAAGUUGUUUUUAAUAUCUGUGUAGAUGACAUUUUGUAGCUUUGUAUGUGUUGUUAAUUAAGGGCAUAUAAUUUUACACUCUAAAAGUAUAACUGCUGAACUCAGGGGUGGGUAGACUUCAGAAAUAUGUCUGCUAUAGAAAUAACUUGAAAAAAUUAAAACCAUGGCCAGCUACCAAAAUGUGGGCACUGUUUAUACUGCUAGCUAGCAAUGACCACUUAAAAAAACUGUAAACAUUUUCCUUCUGUCUUGAUAGAUGUAUGUGAGUUCUCAAAAUGAUCACUCCGUUUUAUUAAUUGGCCUGUUUAACAUGGAUAAAGAAUGUUUGAAUUA